GCAUCACGAUGACCGGGCUGUCUGUAUGCUUCACACGGCGUCUCUCUGCGGCCAUGGUAACACUUCUGCCACCACCGAACGGCCGAUUUAAACAGUGCACCCCAUUUACAAACAAAUUACAUGAAGCAUGAAUUUGGCAGAGAUUUGUGACAAUGCCAAAAAGGGCCGUGAAUAUGCCUUGCUGGGGAACUAUGACUCCUCCGUUGUUUACUACCAGGGCGUCAUCCAGCAGAUCCACAAGCACUGUCAGUCCCUCAGGGACCCUGCACUGAAAGUCCGAUGGCAACAAGUCAGGCAGCAGCUGACGGAGGAAUACGAACAGGUGAAGGAAAUCAUUGGGACCCUGGACAGCUUCAAGUGUGAGAAGCCGUCUGACGUCCUGCUUCCUCAGCUGGAGGAGCGGCAGGAGGACCCGGCCGUUUGGCCCCCACCCGUCCCUGCUGAGCACAGGAAUCCUGUUGCAGUGAAGCGGCCCAACACAGGAGUGAAGCAACCACAGAAGAAGGACUCGCCGGGCCUGCAGCACCGGGGCGGAGGAGCAGGAGGCCGCGCUCAGGCCAACGCCAAAGCAGACCGGCCCGGGAACAGAGAGGGCCGCGGCACCAAGGCCAAAGACGACAAGGGAAAGAAAGGAGAUGCCCAGGGCGAUGUGGAACAGAAGAAGUUCGACAGCACCGGCUAUGACAGCGACCUGGUGGACUCUCUGGAGAGGGACAUCGUGUCUCGUAACCCCAACGUCCACUGGGAGGACAUUGCUGAUCUGGAAGAUGCUAAAAAGCUGCUGAGGGAAGCGGGAGUGUUAAUGGUCGGCCCACCGGGAACCGGGAAGACCAUGUUAGCCAAAGCCGUGGCCACAGAAUGCGGGACUACGUUCUUCAACGUGUCUUCCUCCACCCUGACGUCCAAAUACAGAGGCGAAUCUGAGAAACUAGUCCGCCUUCUGUUUGAAAUGGCCAGAUUUUACGCGCCGACAACCAUCUUCAUAGACGAGAUCGACUCCAUCUGUGGCAGGAGAGGAACAUCUGAUGAGCACGAAGCCAGCCGCAGGGUCAAAUCCGAGCUUCUGAUACAGAUGGACGGUGUCGGGGGUGCCCUGGAGAAUGAUGACCCCUCAAAGAUGGUGAUGGUGCUGGCUGCUACAAACUUCCCCUGGGACAUCGACGAAGCCUUGCGGCGACGCCUGGAGAAGCGGAUCUACAUCCCCCUUCCUACAGCUGUGGGGCGUGUGGAGCUUUUAAAGAUCAACCUGAGAGAGGUGGAGCUUUCUGCCGAUGUGGACCUGGACCUCAUAGCCGAGAAGAUCGAGGGCUAUUCAGGGGCCGAUAUCACCAAUGUCUGCAGAGACGCCUCCAUGAUGGCAAUGCGACGUCGAAUUCAAGGCCUGAGCCCCGAGGAGAUCCGAGCACUGUCCAAGGACGAGCUGCAGAUGCCCGUGACCAUGGAGGACUUCACCCUCACCCUCAAGAAGAUCUCAAAGUCUGUCUCUGCCGCAGACCUGGAAAAAUACGAAGCCUGGAUGGCCGAGUUCGGGUCAGUAUAGAGGCCGGCGGCACGCGGACCGAAGAGGGCGGACGGCUUUGUGGAGAUGGAAGAACUCCAGCAUGUGAGGAGCAAAGCAUAUCAGGGAACCGCGGAAUUCACAUGAGGAAACUGGUGCCUUUGGGAGCACGUGAGCCAAAACUUACAGCUCCUUCAUUCCUGCACUCUCACACGGAUGAAUGCCUCAGACUGAGUAAACCUUAAAUGUAAAGAGCAGUCUCACACGAGUGAGAAGAACUCUUUCUGCAUCAUGCAUCUCCAUCCAUCUCAUGCAAGAAUUAAUAUUGUCUUUAACUGCCUCCCAAAAAUUGGGGGAUGGAUAAGAUAUUAACUCUUUCACGUCUUCCUGACAGAAACUAACAUCUAAAAGUACAAGAAAUGUAGCGGUGUACGUAUGUUAAUACAUAUUUGAGUAUAUGUGUGUUUAUUAAACGGUGAGUAAUAAGAGAGCACAGCUGCAGACAGAAUAUUUGUUUAAGGUCUCACUAAAAUCUGCAAACCAAACCAAACCCAUCCCUGACUAUGAUGAAAAUAAUGCCUAUUUCUCAAAAAGUCCAUGUCACGUGAUUCACAACCGCACCUGUUGAUGCCACUGGUUGACAAAUCUGCUGCUGCACGUGGCCUUUUUUAUGAAAGGAAAGCUCCCCUUCCCUUGUUUUUCCAUUACCAUAGCAACAGCACAUCAUCAGUUGGGUAAAAGUGACCUGUCCCACGGCGAUCUGAGCUCAGCUGGCAUCCCCUCCAACGCUUGGUGAAUUCUGCUUCACAGUUUUAGGGAGAGCCGACAACGAAGGAUUGAUUAAGUCUGGAUGAUUUUUUUUUUUUU
Messenger RNA from Menidia menidia (Atlantic silverside), 2365 nucleotides. Lineage: Eukaryota; Metazoa; Chordata; Actinopteri; Atheriniformes; Atherinopsidae. The record is from the annotation of a GenBank genome assembly.